Colletotrichum navitas is the source of this 183-nucleotide messenger RNA. RefSeq lists its product as uncharacterized. NCBI's taxonomy places the organism in Eukaryota, Fungi, Ascomycota, Sordariomycetes, Glomerellales, Glomerellaceae. The annotation marks the transcript as partial. The record is from RefSeq and is a predicted model, not a curated record. The transcript has a single exon.
ACACCUAUAGAUAAUAAUAUAAAGUUAUAUAAAAAUAAAGAACAAGCAACUAAGGAAGAAGUAUUAAAAUAUCAGCAAGAAAUAGGUGCUUUAAUAUAUUUAGCACUAAAAACAAGAAUAGAUAUAACUCUUCCUGUUAUAACUUGUUCUAGAUAUAUAAGUAACCCUUCUAAAGAGCAUUUU